UCUGCGGGCGGCGGCGGGGGCGCGCGUGGCCCGGCAACCGCCUCUCUCGCAACCGCGCUCCCUCCUGUCUGGCAACACCGGCCCCUGUUUCAUUCCUCGCUCCCCCUUCUGAGGAGAACCCGCGGCCCGGCCCAGGCCAGGCCUCCAGGUGAAGAACAUCCGCCGCGCUUCUUCGACGCCGCUUGCAUUUCCCCGGGCGGAGGGAGGCCCCACGUGAGCUGUUUCCCCGGGUGAUGCCGGAUGUUUGGGACACUCAGAAUGGCGAGAAGGUGGAGUGAGAGAGAGAAGGACAAAACAAAAGAGAAGGAGAAGGAGAAAGAGAGCGGAGCCGCGCAGGAAGAAGACAAAACGAUUGAUGAGACAAUGGCCUGGAAGUUCCUUUCUGCUACUCAGAUUAACCUUCUGCUGGAGCAAGAUGUAGCGGGAGUUCAACAACAUUUGGAACUGUUUCUGGAUUUGAAACAAUUCAAGACAUCUUUGAAAGAAGCUGUUUUGUUGGAUUAUUACGUGUCAGGAUUUUGUUGGGCUAAAGAGACGAACUUUGCAGCUGUUCAGAUAGCCGGAUUCAUGACUCUGCUGAAUUUGCUGUUGGAGAACCUUGGCACUCAGCAUAUGACACUGAUGGAGAACAUUCAAGAACUUAGAAAAACAAUGGCUGGAAUUGGGCAGUGUCCUUCAGAAAAAAGUGGGGGUUUUGAGUUCUUCACUGUAGAUCAAGCCAAGGCUAUAAUUGGCUAUCUGGAAAUCAGCUUAUUCCAGCAUUAUACACUGUAUGAGUAUCUUUUCCAUAGUCCGCGGGAAGAGCUUGUGAUAGGAGAUGAGAACAUUGUUGAACUGGUCAAGCCUGCAGAUGCCCUUUUCCCUGCUCCCUUGGAAGAAGGUCUGCCUUAUGACAUUUAUUCCACGUUCAUAGUGUCAAUCCCAGCUACAGAGGAUGCAGUUGAGGAAACUGAGGGAGAUGUUCAACCAGAUGAGCAACCUGAAGCAGAGCCCCCUGUCGAUCCUCUGGCAGGUUAUUGCAUGGAUGAUGUCAAAUCAGUACUGGGCGAAGUGACCAAUGAAAUGAUCGGCCAACUUCAGAUUGAGAUAAACGGAAAGCUACAAAUGCAGGAAGAGGCCUACUCUGUGAGAAUAGAAAAGCUGAAGAAAAGCUGAGAAAAUUUGCACGUGAAGCAUGUCGGUAUGGAGCUUUCCACCAGUUGUUUAAAACACACUCAGUGUCUACGAUGUGUUUUGAUUCCAACUCUCAGCGUGAUUGGGUCAUUGCUGUUUCCUAGGGCAAAUGUCUUUCUGAAUCCUCCAACAUAACAUCUGAGUAUUUAGUGUAGCCCUUCCGUAUGCGUAAAAAGUGGUGUAUUCUUUGACAACUAAAUAAUGGAGGAAGAAAAUUAAAAUUGAGCGUGAUUCUGUUUUGUUGUUUUUGAAAUUUGAAUGACAUCUGAUUUGUGAUGCUUCCCCUGAUGUCUGUGUUUGUGAAAGACAUCUAAAUGAUUGAGUGGCAGGACAAAUAUUCUGGUAGGGAUCAAUAGCCAAUAUCCUUUUAGCCAUGUUAGUGAUGUGUUCUCACUCCUGUCCCCCCUGGCUCCAAGGUGGGACGUUCUCCUUCACACUUCAGUUGGAGAAUGCCCAUGGCUGUUAAACACAGACAUAAAGGAAAGGCAAAUAUAUACUUGUGCCAUUUGUCUACCCUGAAUUAUCAGAAUAUCUUUCCAAGUGAGUAAACACGGUGUACAGUGUUAAGAUGUAGUGACUGUUCCAUGUUUACCACCUCCAAAACAUACAUAACAUACACACACUUUGCACUCACCCAUUCAAAAGAUGUUUCUGAAAGUCAAGAAUGGGAUAUGCUAAAACACAUGGGUAAACAGUGAUUACCUACAAUGAUUACAAACUGAAGGAGGACACACGCCUAAGAUGCUUGAAGACCACUUGUUUGGAGGGUAACGUUCUGCUUCUCUCCAGAAUGCAGCAUCAGAAGCUUAAAACCAUGAAGUCCUGUCGGUGCUUAGUUAAAUACCUUUUAAACCCCCUUAUCCCAUUUGUGCAGUGAGUCUGGAAGAAGGGCAGUGGAGGGGCUGUGAGUCAGCGCUAGAGCAUCUGGACUGCCCUACUAGACUGUUGUAACUCGCUUUAUGCUGAGCUGCCCUUAAGACUGAUCUAAAAGCUCCAACUGGUUCAAAGUGCAGCAGCGCGGGUCCUUAUGAAGUCCCUGUGGCAUGCACAUAUCUAUCCAGUGCUUUGCCAGCUGCACUGGCUUCCAGUGGAGUUCUGAAUCAGGCUUAAGGUUCUGGUUCUAAUCUUGACAGCCCUAAGCGGUCUGUGACCCACAUACCUGUGGGACCGUCUCCUCAAACACCCCCCGAAGAAAGCACAUAAUUCAAUGGAUAAAUAACCUGUUGAUGGUCCCUGGGUGGAAAAAUAUCCAGCUGUCUUCAACCAGGAUCACAGCCUCUUUGGCUAUGGCUGCUGUCUGGAGGAAUGCUCUGUUGAAUGAGACCCCAGCCCUGUGGGACCUGCCAUAGUUCUGCAGGGCCUUCAAGACAAAGCUGUUCCACCAGGCCUAUUGUUGAGUCAGCAAUGGAAUCCAUCAUAGCUGGCCUCCCUUCUCUCCCUCCCUCCCUCCCUUUCUCUCCUUCUCCUUCCCUUCCUCUUUUCCCUUUUAGUUCAUGUUCCCUACUUAGGUUUUUAAGGCACCUAAAUAUAAUAUAUUGCGAUUGUCUAUAAUUUUUUUUAUAAGUUUAUUAGUUAUUUAAAAUAUAAUACAUUAAUAGAUAUCAUGCAUUAUACAUAAAAAAAAAUUGCUGUAUAUAAAGUUGUACAUACUUUCUUGUUUCAAUCUUGCAACGUUCUUUGUAAAUUUUCUUGUCUAACUCUCCCACCAUAGGGAGUGUGUUUACCAAAUAAUUAGAUAAGGCUUCUCUUCCUUGUUUACAAAUUAACCUACUAUCAAAAUACGGGAAGUAUAACUGUUAGAGCUUCACUUAUAUGAAUUUUACACUAAUAGCUUUACAAACAAUAAAGGUUGAAUUUAACUAA
Molecule: messenger RNA, 3036 nt
Organism: Sphaerodactylus townsendi
Lineage: Eukaryota; Metazoa; Chordata; Lepidosauria; Squamata; Sphaerodactylidae
Gene: CABCOCO1
Product: ciliary associated calcium binding coiled-coil 1
Exons: 8
Coding region: 241-1155 (304 amino acids)
Source: RefSeq, a predicted model, not a curated record